AGAGGUAAUGAUCGGUAAAUGAAGAAAUUUCUGUUUCUUGUCUUCUCGAUAAAUUAUUGUUGUGAUGUAAUAUAAACAAAGAUAUGCAAUCUAUUAUUAGUUCGUAAUUGUAGCAGAAUCCUCAAUUGGAAAUAACAUCACCGUAAAAUUAGAUAUUUGUGUGCCAAAUUGUGUUAACAAGAUAUUUAGCAGUCAGUGCAAAAAUGAUUACAAUUCUGUCUUGGGCAUGAUAGAUUAUAAGUUCUUCCUUCAAAACGCAUUGUUAUUGAAGACCUUUGACUUCAGUGAGAUAUCUUCUUCGAACUCAUUUAAUGCUUGCUAUAUGUAUAACUAGUACAAAACAACUCUGCUCGGAACUUUAGUUGACAAAUCUGUCCAUCAUACUCGAACGUAGUGCUCUACGAUCGAUUUCUCAAAAACAUUAUUGUGAUAAAUCAUGUUUCCUGUGGUUCUGUUUUUGUUCGUGUUUCUUGUUGCUGUUUCUUCGUUGCCGACAGAAACUUAUAGACAUGAUUCGUUGGAUUCGUUGAAGUUGGUACAUGUGUUCGUGAGGCACGGAGCGAGGUAUCCUCAACGUUCAGAAAUAUAUCCACAUGAUCCACAUAAGUUUCUGCAUGAGGACCUGGGACAAUUAAACAAACUCGGAAAAGUGAAUUCCCACAAAGUCGGCAAAUUCCUGAGAAAACGUUAUGGUUCCUUUUUGGGGGAUGCGUAUCAAUAUGGAGUCGUCCGAGCCACUAGCACUUCCUUACCAAGAACUAAAAUGACGGCUCUUUUAGUUCUCGCUGGUCUCUUUCCACCUACAGCAUCAGAACGUUGGAGUGAUGAAAUUCCAAACUGGCAACCAGUACCUUACAAUUAUCUAGAUGGACGCGAUGACACGUGGUUGCAACGUCCAACGAUGUACUGCCCGAGGUACAAAAAAGAGGUGGAAAAAGCACAGAAUUCCCCUGAAGUCGAGAAACUACUAAAACAACAUGCUAACACCUUGGACUACAUUAAGAAUAAGACUGGAAAGAAUAUCGGAGAUCUAGAAACAGUUUUUAGGCUUUAUCAACUCUUCAGUUCUGAAGACUCACUGAAUUUGGAACUGCCAGGCUGGGCCACCCAAGUUUUUCCCUAUUUCGUUCUUAAUUUGACUUUGCAAAGAUAUAUAUUAGAGAACUCCAAUAACUUACUCAAGAGAUUGAGUGGUGGACGAAUGCUGAGCAAAGUAACAAAACACUGGAAUGAAAAAAUUAAUGAUGAGAUAUAUCCCACUAAUACAAAAUUGUUACUCUUUUCAAUCCACGAACAUAACCUAGUAAAUCUCAUGUUUGCUUUAGGAAUAUUCAAUUACGAAUUUCCGAACUAUUCUUCAGCCAUUAUUUUGGAACUUCAUCAAUUCAGGGCAAAUGAGGAGUAUUCAGUUCGAAUUCUUCAUCUUGUAGAUGUCAACAAACCACCUGAAGUAAGGAAAUUGAAAGACUGUCACGAAAUGUGUCCUAUGAAUAUAUUUUUGCGUUCGAUUGAUAAUCUAUUGCCAAGAAAUUAUACUCAGGAAUGCGAAUCUGAGCGUAGUUUAGAUCGUCCAGAAUGGAGACCACCUCCACAUGGAAAACAGAGAGGUUGAAGGUCUCUAUUCCCCUCAAAAAAGAUUUGAUGUAAAAAAAAGUAAUUAUCAUUUAAAUUCACAUGUUUGCAAAUAUUUCAAAUCAAAUUAUCCGAAUUCUGAUUUGAAACAAUUUCCAGUUGUUGGAAGAAAACUAGGAAACUUGAAAAAUACUUGAAUGAAAAACACUUUCUCUAAAUAAUGUAUCGUCUUUGUAUUCCAGCAUCUGGUCAGACUUCAUCACAUAUUUGUAUCUUCGACUACAUAGGUUUCAAUAUAUUUAUUAUCUAUUUCAUUAUAUUAUAAGCUAGUCAUAAAUAAUAAUAAUAACUGAAUUUUUUUUAA
Harmonia axyridis is the source of this 1936-nucleotide messenger RNA. RefSeq names its product venom acid phosphatase Acph-1-like. Gene Ontology annotation, molecular function: phosphatase activity. Gene Ontology annotation, biological process: dephosphorylation. NCBI's taxonomy places the organism in Eukaryota, Metazoa, Arthropoda, Insecta, Coleoptera, Coccinellidae. The transcript has 6 exons. The record is from RefSeq and is a predicted model, not a curated record. The coding region runs from base 437 to 1612 and encodes 391 amino acids.